This is a messenger RNA of Cyphellophora europaea CBS 101466, 411 nucleotides long. RefSeq lists its product as uncharacterized. The transcript has a single exon. Lineage: Eukaryota; Fungi; Ascomycota; Eurotiomycetes; Chaetothyriales; Cyphellophoraceae. The record is from RefSeq and is a predicted model, not a curated record. Bases 1 to 411 code for a protein of 136 amino acids.
AUGUCGAAUAGCAACUCCUCGUACUCCUAUUCUUCCUCCUCAUACACCAGCUUCUCCUCUUCCUCGUCUUCAAACGGAGGCCGGCCCUUUGCGCAGAGUUUCACCUCCGAGUCCCAUGGCAACAAUCGCGACGGAACUCAGACUCGGCGCACAUAUCAGGAAACCGGACAGCCCAUGGUUGAGGAGCGAAGUUACACAGACGCCAGCGGCCGAAGAAUCGAAGGGCCUGGUGGGACCCAAGGAGCCAGACAGGGCCAGCUUGAAGGGCGAAUCGAGGAUGUGACAGACAAGGAGGAGGGAAGGGGCGUGAAGGGGGAAGUCGAAGAGCCCGAUCUCAGCCAGGCCGAGAAGGACAAGUUGUAUGAGGAGAGAAUCGAGGAUGAAUAUGCGAAGAGGGAGGGUGGUGCUUGA